Messenger RNA from Danaus chrysippus (African queen), 288 nucleotides. The record is from the annotation of a GenBank genome assembly. NCBI's taxonomy places the organism in Eukaryota, Metazoa, Arthropoda, Insecta, Lepidoptera, Nymphalidae.
AUGGAACAUUUUAUAAAUACAAUAAGGAUAAAAAAAGCGCAAAUUGAAGUCGAGGAUUGUGCAUCCGAAAGAUCUGGCGGACGGUCGCCGCUGUGCGCGGAGGGCGGUGGGUGGAGAGAAGUGUCACGUGGAGCUCGGGGCGCCGGCGCGGCCGGGCCGCCCGGGCUCUGCGAGCGACCCGGCCGCGGCAUUCCCCUGCCGGCAGCCGGCCGCCUCGCUAUGCGCGUCCUCGCGCUCCCCUUGGUGCCCUACGCGGCCAGUCGCCCGGCGGCCUGCGUCCCGGGCUAG